This is a messenger RNA of Corythoichthys intestinalis (scribbled pipefish), 7813 nucleotides long. RefSeq names its product sirtuin 3 (gene sirt3). Gene Ontology annotation, cellular component: nucleus. Gene Ontology annotation, molecular function: NAD+ binding; histone deacetylase activity, NAD-dependent. The record is from RefSeq and is a predicted model, not a curated record. The transcript has 8 exons. Lineage: Eukaryota; Metazoa; Chordata; Actinopteri; Syngnathiformes; Syngnathidae. The coding region runs from base 483 to 1526 and encodes 347 amino acids.
UGCAAAUCCUCCAGUUUGUGCCACUCAGUUGCCAUCUCCGGCGUCGAGCUGUUGCUCUGCUGCUGUUUGAGGUACCCGGUAACAUCUCUCAUGGUGGCGACAGAAUGACUUUUAACGCAACUCGUGCUGAUAUACGUCUGUGGUCUUUUGGGCUACCGGGAAGAAGAUUGUAGCGUUGUUGCUGUGUUGCUCUGUUUUGACGCAAGGCAUCGUGGGAAUUAUUAACAAUUAAUUUAAAAAAAUUCGUCCGUCAGUCGCUUUUCUAACUUUUGACCGCAAACUAUUUUUUAUCAUUAAAAAAAAAGAUAUUAAAAAAAAAAAAAAAAAACAAUUUUGUCAAUAAUACUGUAACGGUAGUGUUUGCUACGUCACGCGCUGAAAUAACGACACGGAACUUCACUGUCAAGCAGGUUAACAUUGUUUUGGAAUUUCUCGUCGAUGGAAUGCUAAUUUUGUACUGUUUGCAAUUAUAAAUCUGUGCAAUGGCGUAUCCCAUGAGCUCCAGGCUUAUUUUAUGUCGCUGUUGGGUUUCAAGAAUGAACAGUACUUUCCCUACAAGCGCGCGUGGUCAAAGGAAGGUGUGUCAACGUGAAACGUCGUUAUCUGGCAGACAACCAAACUCUCUUUGGUGGAAUGCAACUAAGGGACUACUAACCCGUGGAGGUGGAGCAGAUGCUGAGCAGCAGACCCUGAAAAGCAUCGCUAGAAAUAUGCAUGAACAAAAGUACAAGAGAGUCAUCGUGAUGGCAGGGGCAGGCAUUAGCACCCCGAGUGGGAUCCCCGAUUUCAGGUCCCCCGGAAGCGGUCUCUAUGACAACCUGCAGCAGUAUAACCUGCCUUAUGCUGAGGCUAUUUUUGAAAUUGCCUUUUUUCAUCACAACCCUAAACCAUUCUUUGCCCUGGCCAAAGAGUUAUAUCCAGGAAAUUACCAGCCUAACACUACUCACUAUUUUGUGCGGCUGCUGCACGAGAAAAGGCUGCUUCUCAGAAUGUACACACAGAAUAUUGAUGGCCUUGAAAGAUUGGCCGGGAUUCCUCCUGAGAUGCUCGUGGAGGCCCACGGUACAUUUGCUACAGCCACAUGCACUGUUUGCCGAAGAAAAUACGCGGGAGAAGACCUGCGCCCAGAGGUAAUGAGCGGACUUAUUCCCAAAUGUCCGACCUGUACAGGCGUAGUAAAGCCGGACAUAAUAUUUUUUGGAGAGGAGCUGCCACCUCACUUCUUCAAGUAUCUCACAGACUUUCCGUUUGCAGAUCUACUGAUCAUCAUGGGAACAUCACUGGAGGUGGAGCCCUUUGCCAGUCUGGCUGGAGCUGUGCGUGGCUCUGUUCCUCGGCUACUCAUCAAUAGGGACUUAGUUGGUCCAUUUGCAUUGCAAAACAGCCGACCAUGUGAUGUUGUGCUGCUGGGUGAUAUAGUAAGUGGCGUCCAUAGUUUGGUCGAUGCCCUCGGUUGGAAUCAGGAGCUGGAGGCCCUGAUCGCAACGUCUGCCCAGAAGAGUGCCAAAAAGACAAAUGAAGAAUGAAGUUAGCGUUCAUCUAAUCAACACUUUGAGUGGAUCACUUGAAUUGACUUUAGGUACAAUAUUGUUUUGGUUUUUUUACAUGAAAAGUAACAAUUUUAUAAUCAAAUAAGUUGCAAAAUAAAUAGGAACAUGUAGUUAUGACUAGCGAAGUCCCGAUCCAGGUUUUUUCACUUCCGAUCUGAUACCGAUAUUGUUUUGCACUUCCGAUCCGAUACCGAUACUGGCCGAUGCCGAUACCGGCCUAUCUGAGCAUGUGUUAAAGUUUAGAGUUAUUUAGCCACCUUACUUAGUUGUCAGACUCACGUUGCAAAGAGUUUUAGUACUCUUGAUAACAACUAGCGAGCUGAAUUAGGUGAGUUUGAAUAACACACAACGGUUGGUAACAAGAAACUGACCUGUUUAUUUAGUGACAAACACAAAACAUUAUAAAUAACAAACAGAAAUGGCAUAGUCAGUCAGUAAAAGGUGCAAAUAAUAUUGUAAACUGUCUUAAAAAAGCAAAACACACAAACAACCUCAGUGGAAAAUCUCACAACCCCCCCCAAGCUAUUAGAUGCUUUUAAUGUUUCGUGCAUUAGUUACAAUAAUUGUAUAAAAAGCCUCUCAGGUUUAAAUAAACGACUAUUUCAGUAUCAAGUUAACAUUUUAAAACAGUAAAUAAAAUACUCAAGUCCCCAUUCUGUAUCAGCAGCUUUAAACUACAUUCAAUUCAUUUAAUUUUGCGAAUCAACUGUUAAAGUUGUUAAAAUUGCUCCCGUUAUUCCAUAAUUUCCCUUAUGUCUACUUUCGACAUGUGAAAGUUUUAAAACUGUUUUGAAGAUAGAUUCAAGUCAAGAUUUUGCCGAUUUAGGAGUAUUUUAGAUAAAAAGUUAAUUAGGUUCGCUUGGAAGGUUCACAACAGCCUACUAGGGAAGUCUUCUGCUUUAAGAUGGCGGCCGUUUACCAACGCAUCUAGUUUUCCAUACUUCAAUGUUGCUAAGCCGUCAAGUCUGUCAUUCUGCAUCUAGUUCUAUAUUCAUAUGAUAUCUAUUAUCUUCAGUUAAACGAUGUUGACGUAAUUUGUAGCGGCUGUCAGCAGCAGUCAGGUAUUCUUGUGUUUUUUAUCCAGUGGCAUGAGUUGAGCUAAAGCAGUGAGCUGAGCAUUGGCAUUACCCGGGUCUAGCAUGAUGUUUACUCUCGGGACGCAAUGCGAUCCGUUUCUCAUUGCGUCCCGAAGACCGUGCUGUGUAUUAGUUCCGCUUUACUCGACAUAUUUCAAUAAUCGGAAUUUGGAUGUUUGUGAAUCGUUCUUGAAUCUUCCACGGCCGAAUCGCUCAAGAGGUAAUGACGGCUGGGCAUGUUGUACCGUGGUUCUAAGUGUUGGAUGGUGCGUCUUUACUCACGAGAGAUACUGGCUCGUCAUCCAGAAUGAAUUCUUCGACUCUUGUUAUUCCUUGGGCUUUGGGACUGUCGAGUGCCAGUUUGUCACGCAUAGCAAAAGUUUCUGCCAGUGUUAGUUGCGUAGGACCUUUCUUUUUGUCUUCGGUUUUCUUAACAAACUCCUCAUAUUGUUUGUGGUGGUAUUUCGCUAAAUGCUUGAUUAGGUUGGUUGAAUUAAAACUUCUCACAGCUUUACCACCACGCUUGACUUUAUUGUGGCAUAUGUUGUGCUCUGCCUCUUCGUCUUUGUCGUCCUUUAAGGUGAAAUGAUCCCACACAGCUGACAUUUUUACCGAUAAAGUCUCUCGGUAAAUUGGGAGACGGUAAUGUAGUGUGUUGAAGGUGUUCCGUAAAAUGCGGACAGGAUUUUAGGGAAACCGAAGCAAAAACUGGAAUGGAUUAUGUAAAUCAGUGCGCUGGAAAACCCGGACUGGAUUUUUUUUAAAAAAAACUGAAUCGGAAGUCUGGAUCGGAAUUUUUCCGUGGCGGCCGAUCCUAUACCGAUGCGCAUUUUUUUGCCCAUAUCGGCGUCCGAGCCGAUCCAAAUAUCGGAUCGGGACAUCUCUAGUUAAGACAUGGAAAAGGUUAGGAAUAUAUAUAUUUUUUUUUCAGAUAAUAAUUAGUUUUAAAUAAAUAAUAUAAAUAAUUUUCUCUUUCAUACUUUGCUUUCACCAAAGAAUUUUCCAUUUGCAGGGGUGGAAAGAGUAAGAGUAGCCUACCAAAAAAUCUACCCAAGUAUUUUGACAUAGGUGAAAUUUUAUUCAGUUAAAAGUACUGGUGUAAAAAUGUACUCCAAGUAAAAGUAUAAAGUAGUGAUUACAGAAGCCCUUCACAUAAAUGGGAUUGGCUCCAUGGCUUGCUUUCCAUACGGUUAAUCUGCUUCCACAACAUCUUAACGGUCUUGAGAUCCGGUGAUUAUUAUUUAAGAUUUAAAAAAAUAAUGAUUUCUUGUCAAUGUCUUGACUUAAAAUUUCUAUUCAUUUUGCAACUCAUUUGAUAUAUAAAAGUGUGGCUUUUCAUGGAAAAGAAAAAAUUGUCUUGGUGACCCCGAAUCUUUGAACAGUAGUGUAAAUGCAGUUGGCACCAAGAAAACCCCAUUUUAGGCUGUUGAAAAAGAUGGGCUGUCUCUGCUCUGGACUGCACUGCACUGCAAACUAUACAAGUCAGAUUGGGUCCUUUUAAUGGACUGUUUGAAUCGACUUUUAAAGAUUUACACAGUGUUGCUGUCGGACGACAUAAUGGAUGAAAAAUAAAUAUCCGUAACUUGGCAUACAGUUGUGGUUCAUUUAUGUGCACUAACUAUCAAAGGGUACCACGGAUAGAAAGACAUGUAGUUCUUAAAAGAUAAAUGUUAGUACGAGUUAUAAUUUGAUAUUAAAACCCAUUUUACUGUUUUCGUUUUCGUAAAACUUGUAAAAUUUUAAAUAAAAACAAUAAAUAGCUUCGCCAUUGUUGUUGACGUCGCUGAAGGUGACGUCACAUGGGCUCCCUACCUUACUUCCACAGUGUCACUCUAUCUAAGGUAGUGAUUUAAAUACUCCACAAGGUGUCAAUGGCGAGUUUAAAAUUAGAGAUCAAGUCAACAUGUGUUUUGUCCCUCGACUGACGCCGUAGUUUCCGGGUUCAUUUUUCCUUGCGUUAAUUUGAGUGUGGUCUUCACAACGUACUAGACUCCUAAUAAUGGCUCCCAGCAUCAUAGUUUGUAUAUUGUGACUAAAUAUUGCCAUCCAGUGUAUUUUUUGGGCUAAACGAGUUGCUAAAAUGUUUAGAGUUUUACCAAAAUCUGAGUAAGUUUUAUGUGUAUUUUGCAUAUCUUGAUUGUAGGGCUGCAGCUAUCGAAUAUUUUAGUAAUCGAGUAUUUAACUGAAAAUUCUAUCGAUUAAUCAAAUAAUUGGAUAAAACAUAUUAUUUUUAGGUAAACAGCAAUUAUAAAUAUACAUAAGAAAACAAAACAUUUCAUCUAAUAUUGAACCAUUUUCAGUCAAUCAAUGUCUUUGUUUUCAAUGUACAUUGUUGAAAACAGCCAACAACUGCAUCACAGAUGUGACUAGGAUAAAAAAAGAGUGCUUUCACUCAAAAAACUUCUAGCUUUUACAAAAAAAAAAUAUAUAUAUUUCUUACCUAAAAAUGUCAUUACACUUGAUAACACACAUCAUUUAAAAGUUAGGUGUUUUUUCCCACGUGUUCCAAGUGAAUUUCCAAUUGUGUAGAGCUAUUUUUAAGUUCCAGUUAAGUUUUAAGUCUAAACUGUAAGUCCAUAUAGGAAUUUGAGUUUUUGCAGUGUUCAAAAUAAAUCUAUGAUAUCUGCUGUAUUGGAGCACAUUUGGGGCUAGUGCUACUUGGUGUUUUACCCAGCAAUGACUAAAGAGCUAAAAUUGACAGUUAGCUUUAGUGAGUUCUUAUUUUACACCCUCAUCACUCUACAGCGCUAUGUUUUCAUAGAUUAAAUAAAGCCUGUAUGUUCUAUGAAGCCUGUAUGUAAGACACGUGAGCCACGCAUCAACAGUAGUCAUAAUUAAUAGAAACCUAGCCCUCCGCAGGGCUAACGUUACGUGAGCGAGGGACAGUAGCGUUAAUCUUAUUUAUUAGCGCUGAGAAGUCUACUGCUUUAAGAUGGCGGCGGUUUGCUAACGCUGCCAAAUCUUUUCGCAUCUAGUUCCAUAUACGUGUGAUAUCUAUGAGACGCAUCAGACGCUAUCUGCUACCACCGUAGCAUCAUGCGGGCAGUUUUUGCAACAUCGGCGUAGUUUGUAGGGGCUGUCGGGUGCAGUAAGGUAUUAUUGCUUCUUCCUCUACGCAUGUGACGUCAGCGCGUUGUCCCGCAUUAAAAGUAGUCCGGGCAAAACGUGAUGCUUAGAGCUGGCAAAAUUAAAAGAUUCCUCGAGAUGAAUAAAAUUACUCGGAUCAGUUAUUAAACUCGAGUUACUCGAGUUGCUCGAGUAUUCGUUUCAGCCCUCCUUGAUUGUGAAUGCCAGUUCUCUUUGCAUUGUUGUUUCACCGUGUGAGAAUAGGGCCUCAUUAAUACAGAUUGAAGCGCUUUUCUAUUUGCGAACAUUAUUUUUUGAGAGAUAUUAUUAUUAUUUUAGUUGUAUUUUCACUAUAAUAUACUUAUGUUUGUUGUGAAGGAUUUGCCGAAGCUUUUGCCAAUAAACGGCGUGGUCCAAUAAACACCUGUGUCCACUCGUCUUUCUCUGCCUCUUAGAUCUCCAUGUGCAAAAUAAGGCGACAUUAUAAUCUGUUGGGCAAUAAUUAUUAUUUAUUAGUUUUACGUGUCGCUUAUUUGCCGGGAAGCAACUAGCAGGAACUUGACAAAUAAACGCUACUUGACUUAUCCCUUUUGCUGUCCUUCACAUUAAUGUUCCACUCGGGUUCAUAUUGGAAGGGCAGAACCGAACACAUGUUAAUGUAGUUAAAGAGCGACACGGUGGAAGUUCGGCAGCGUGUCCAUGUGACGUCACCGCCCUGCGACAUCAACAACAAUGGCGACCUACUAUUUAAAAUAAUAUUACAAAUUUUCUUGAAACGAAAACAUUUAGAGGGUUUUUAAUAUCAAAUUAUUAUAACUCGUACUAACAUUUAUCUUUUAAGAACCACAUGUCUUUCUAUCUGUGGUACCCUUUAAGGUAUGACCGUCUUUGGGCUUUUAAAUGAGAUUAUUAAAUUUCAAGCAUUGUCUCCUGGUGAUAACCCAAUUUGUAGGCUUGGAGCAGUGGUCCCCGACCUUUUUUGCACCAUGGACCUGUGUAACGUGGGCCUUUUUUUCACGGAUCGGCAAUCUGUGGCAAAAAAAAAAAAGACAGAUCAGAGGGGAUGGUUACUAAAAAAAAUAAAUAAAAACUUGUAAUCACUACGAAAUCUGAAUGUCAAAAAUUGAUAUUCGAUAUUUUCUGCGUCCUAUAUGGUAUACUGGGGACGGGUUUCAAUAAGCUUUGGCUUCUCCCGUCAGCCCUUUUCUUUUCGGGUUGAAUUAAUUGUAAACACAUGUAAAUGCUGUACAGUAUGUUUGUUUGGAUUUGUCAUGCCUGAAGAGAAAAUAAAUAAAUGAAUAAAUAAAUUUAAAAAAAAAACAGUAAAUAUAAAAUAACACGUCUAGGCUAAAAACGGAAAAUGUCACUCACCAUACACUGAAUGAUGUUCUUCUCCAACCGUGAAAGGUUUCUUAGCUUUAGCAAUAUGGUUUGCCAUGAGGUAUGAUGCUCUCAGUGCAUUUGCUUAUGUUGCCUGUUUUCUAGCUUUUAGCAACAUAUUAAGCAGAAUGAAUGUGGUUGUAGGCUCCUCUUCUGGCUCAGCAGGUGGCCUUUUCACCAUAAAAAAGCUGUCCAAAGACAUCACCACCCGCAGCACACAGCCAACACCAGCUAAAGUUACUGUUUACGUUGACUGACGCUGGGCUGCUAUAGGUGUGCAGACGUCCCAGUAAUGGCAGCCAACAACUAGAUGGCGACGUAAACAAAUCUCUCCUCGGAUUAGUUAAUAGUGUAGACAUGUAUAUUGUUGUGUAAAGAGGCACAGACCAGAUUGUUAUUGUCACUACUUUUCUCACAGUUUAAUUAACAUUAAGAGUAGAAAAACACAUACAGGAGGACCUUUCUCUCUAAGCAGCUUUCUACUCCAGUUUCGCAGGUUAGCAAGUUCACACAGUUUAAAGUUAUGCUAACUCUUAUGCAGGUCGAAAUUUCAGGAGCAAAAUUAAUGUGUUCCCCACCUCCACAGCAUUGACGUAUUUUUACAUUACUUACAGUGGCUGCUGGCCAAAAAACAAAAACCUUAUAAUAGCCCUCCUCUUCAAGGGGGGCGCGGAGGAGGCGGCAUGUUGUCGAUAUGUAAUUCUGUCAGGGUAUGCCUGCGUGUGUGUGUCGGGGGUGGGU